AUGCACGGAUCGGAGACUUGGGCAGCACCAUCUACGGUGAUAGAAAGGCUUGAUUGCACGGAACGAAGGCUGCUUAGAUGGCUACCUGGUUCUUUUUGGCCUAGGAUAUGCCACUAUGAAAAUCUUUACGCAGAAAUUGAUGUGGUAUACCGGUGGAUGACACGUGGAAGAUAUCAACAUCUUGCACCGCCAUCGAAACUGGCUAUAGAGGCUUCCUCAACUAGUUCUGAGUUUGCUGGGUUCGAACUGAAAGAAGCCACCUGGCCUGAAGACCUGAAGUUCUGGACUGAGGUGGUGAAAGAGGACCUGAGAACAAGCGGCGUGGAUAGGCAGUUCAGGCGAGACGUAAGGUUUCGCAGAAUAUGGAAUCGCGACGAAUGGAUUGAUUCUGUGCAAGCUCUCGCAGAAGAUCGAGAAGGUUGGGCAGAGCUGUGUUCAAGGACGGCACAUCUCGGCGAAGAUGCGGGUAAUAGCGUCAGGGAUGAGAUCAGCCCGCCAAUUAAGUUUAAAAGACUCCCUUUCGGAGUAACAGCAUCUCCAAGCAUUCUCAAAAUGUGCUUGACGUCAUUCUUGAACAGCCAAAACAUGGAUCUCGCCGCUAAAAUUGCCAAGAACCUAUACGUAGAUAAUAUCAUGAUGACUGUCGACACUGUAGAGGAAGCCCUACAAAAGUAUCGAAAAUUUAAGAUACUAUUCGCGAAAGUCGGUAUGAAUUUGAGGGGAUACAUAUCAAAUUCAAAUGGGGUCAACUCUCAAAUACCGAUUCGUGAUAGAAUGGAAAAUGGUACUUUAAAAUUUCUGGGUGUCGACUACAAUGCAAUCCGAGAUAAUUUCAAAGUUAUGACACAUUUCCGACCAGUCUACUGCGCUCAACUGAAAAGACUGGCAGACAAGAUCCGCAAGGUGCACCCGAAGCUCGACAACGUUCGCCUGCUGCACGAUAACGCGCGCCCUCGCAUCGCGAAGAAGACUUUCCAGAAAAUUCUGAGGCUCGGAUGGGAAGUUCUACAACACCCACCGUACAGCCCGGACCUAAUCGAUGCCACCACAGAAGUGGCCAGCACAAAAGAGAAGAUCGCAGCCGCCCAGGAAGAGGCCAUAAAAGAAGUAACCACAAGCUCAAUGUCACCAACUCUUCAACAACCUCGCCGCCAACACUCGCCAACAACGCCAUCAGCGCCCUCGACGCCAACCAACUACCAACCUACGCCACCACCCAGACAACGCCGUGCAACGGCAACAUCAACAAUCGCACAGUGA
This is a messenger RNA of Necator americanus (New World hookworm), 1260 nucleotides long. RefSeq lists its product as uncharacterized. NCBI's taxonomy places the organism in Eukaryota, Metazoa, Nematoda, Chromadorea, Rhabditida, Ancylostomatidae. Bases 1 to 1260 code for a protein of 419 amino acids. The record is from RefSeq and is a predicted model, not a curated record. The transcript is spliced from 5 exons. Gene Ontology annotation, molecular function: nucleic acid binding.